UAGGUUGCGGAGCUUAAACUUGAUUGGCCGCGGGGAUACUUUGCGUAUGAGAGGAUCGGCAAUGAGAUAUACUUAUUUGGGGGAUUUGGCAGUGAUUUGGUUUCAAACAAAUGCCAUAAAGUGGACCUGCUGACGAACAAGUGGACAGAACUGCCACGCAUGGCGCUGGACAGGUGCUAUGCCUCCGCCGUGGCAAUGAAUGGAAGCAUUUACAUCAUCGGAGGACAACUCAAGCGAACGCAAGACAAAACAAGAUCCGUUGAGAGAUUCGACCCUGACGUUGGUGCUUGGAGUGUCGUACCUGAGUUGACGAGCGCCCGUUGCGACGCAGCCUUUGUCAACCUGAACGGCUGGCUUUACGUUUUGGGUGGCUUUGAUGGUCUGAUCGUGCACAGCAGCAUCGAAAAACUGGGCCCUGAUGGCAGGGUGUGGAAUUUCGGGCCUAGAAUGGUGCGUCAACGCAGCAGCCUUGGGGCCGUGGUGUUCGAAGGCCGAAUCUUCGUGUUUGGUGGCUACGACGGUUUCCAGCAAUUGGCGGACGGAGAAGCUCUGGACCCUGAGCUAGGUGCUUGGUCGCUGCUGGCACCCAUGGUCACAGCCAGGAGCAACUUCGGUCUCGCCCGGUCUGAGAGACUUUUCUAUGCGGUCGGAGGCUUUGGAGGGCCCAAGCCUGGUCACCCUUUGGCCGACGUGGAGGUGUAUGAUCCAGAUCUCAAUACAUGGUAUCAGAUUGAAAGCAUGUCUGGUCCUCGUGCAGGGUUGGCUGCCUUCAUCGUUGACAGCCUGCCGCUCGCGUUAAAGGUCUGGGACAAUGCAGAAGGACUGAGAGGCUGCCGCCCUUCAGAAAUUGCUGCUUCAGAGAAUGACGCAUCAUCACUCGAGGAGCCGAUUUUAGAACCACUGCCGCAAGAAUGGCUGCAAAAAUACCAGCAGGAUCAGAAUGCAGCGUCUGCUCCUUCAACCCCACUUUUUGCUAUUACAGAGGUGUAGUAAAAAGUGACGACCAUUAAAAAUAAUUAAAUAUCAAAAUUAAAAUCAAA
Messenger RNA from Cloeon dipterum, 1040 nucleotides. Its product is annotated as kelch-like protein diablo. The record is from RefSeq and is a predicted model, not a curated record. The transcript is spliced from 4 exons. The coding region runs from base 160 to 990 and encodes 276 amino acids. Gene Ontology annotation, molecular function: protein binding. Lineage: Eukaryota; Metazoa; Arthropoda; Insecta; Ephemeroptera; Baetidae.